Messenger RNA from Mercenaria mercenaria, 2793 nucleotides. RefSeq lists its product as uncharacterized. NCBI's taxonomy places the organism in Eukaryota, Metazoa, Mollusca, Bivalvia, Venerida, Veneridae. The record is from RefSeq and is a predicted model, not a curated record. The transcript has 3 exons. The coding region runs from base 1071 to 2585 and encodes 504 amino acids.
CAUUAGACAGCAGCAGAAACCGAAAGUUUAGAAUAAAUAUAAUGUUGAUUGAGUCUGUCCAUGGACGGUAGCGGAAGUGCAAGCUACCGUCCACGCCCUCUAGCCCCGGGUUGAGCAAAACUCAACAUUUACACAUAUUAUAAGUACCAGAAUGUAAUUUAGAGUCAUCCGCAGAUGUAUUCAUACGGCGAUGCACAUGGAAAAAGCGGCGUAUGGUCCCCAGAUAAAAUAUUGGAUAAGAUAAAGAAGUCAAAAGUAUGACCGGAUUUAAGAGUGUUGAGGGUUGGUUAAUCUAUUAAAAUUAAGCAGUGUGCAAGCUUGUUCCGUGAUCGUUCUGUUUGAACAACGUACAGUAUUUCAAGGCAACACAUGAGUGAUGCGACAUGUUUUCCCUUGAUAUCAGAAUUAAGAUUAUUAUUGAAAGUUCUGUUAUUAACAAAUGACGUUUUCGUGGACUUGUGAUAAACUGGAACAAAUUCUUUGAAAUGGAAAUACAGUGAGUUUGUGCACUUAAAGUUACAGAAACUGGACGGAAAACUACUGGAUGUUCACUGUGUGUUUCCUUAUUUGUUGGGCAAAUUGGAUUCUUGUUUAUAUUUCUAAUCAGUAUGUAAACAUCACCCGAAGUCUGGCGUUGUUUGUUGUGCGUGUCAAAUUAUUUUUAUAAUCUCUGAGUAAAUUUGAAACUAUAUGGAUAUUGUUUAAUAAGUGUUGUUAUCUCUCAGUAUCCGGAACUACACAAAACCGUGUGUGGUGCUCAAGACUGUAGGACAAUCAUCUGAUUUUUCGUGUAGCCAUGUGAACAAUCCUGGGGCUUCUUUAGGCCGAGGAGUUGAAAAAUUUACCUGCGCGUCAGGUCGAUGCAUUGAUUUUUAUAUUUGGAGAACAUUAGUCACAUCGUGUCUAAUGAUAACUUUAUUGUAAAAUGUUUUAUCUGACCUGGAUUAGUAAACAAAGUAAUCAGCGCCAGACUAGAUACGCUGGUCAACAGUAGUACGUGAAUAGGUGGAGCGUAUGGAUUUAUUUGCCAUCGUUACACUGAUUGCAGGUAUUAGGACUUACAACAGAAAAUGGACGACCAUAUAAGGAAGUUAAAUGAUAAUCUAAUCUCGUUAAUACGUGCUGGAAACAAGGCCCAGUAUGACUUGUAUACUACAAGCAGAGUAGCGGAAGAUUCUGUCCGGGCCUUUCAGACAGAACAGAAGGAAAGAAUUGACGAGUUAGCAGAGAAGUCUAUAACAGAAAUAAGGGAUAUAACUGAGGGCAGAAGGGAGGCCAUAAACAAAGUCCUUCUAGAGCUUACUGGACAUUUAAAAGUGCUCUCAGACGGUAUAUACAAAGACAGUAACAUAUGUCAAGCAAGAGAGUACGUAGACUCGUUGAAUAAUGAUGCGUUUCUUCAAGACAACACAGUCUGUUUCGAAGGUAACCUUGAUCUUGCAGAAUCAUUGCUGUCUGCAUCACGUCUUGGUCGAUGCCAUUUAAAUUCAGACGAUACCCUACUUGGAAAAUGCAGUAAUAUUGCAAUAGAAACAGAGGAAAAGACAUAUUUUAUGCCGUUUUGGUAUCAGACAGGCUGUCGUGUGGCUGGGGAACACAGCUGGACAACGAGCUCAUUGCCUUCGAUAUCAGAUAACAACUAUUACGAUACCGUGUCCGUUUCAGAAUCACAUUUAACACUAACCAGCUGUAAAGAAUCAUUCAAACGCCCUAAAACAGAAGACAAAAUUCUGAACGAACCAGAGGAACACACAGUUUUUAGAUAUUUCGGACAAUUCGAGACCUACAAACACAGGACUCCUUGUGUAAUACCUGAUAUAACGUUACUAAACGAUAUGAAACUAGUUCUCAUAGAUCACUAUCAUAACAGUAUCCAGCUGUUCUCGAAAGAUUUCUUCCAGCUUGAUGAGAAAUCGUGUCCCUAUCCUAUGGGAUUGUGCAGACUUAGCAACAAUUGUAUUGCGGUGACCUUACGCCGAACGGGCCAAAUAGCUAUAUUUCAAGUGCAGAAGACGAAAUUGCAACAAAAGCGGACCAUCAGAGUACAGUGUGACUCGUACCUAUGGCAAGUUACAUACAAAUUAUCGCAACUUUUCGUUGUCUGUGAUGAAAAUGAUAUACAUGUUUUAGACACAAAUGGACAUGAAUAUUGUGUGAUUCGAUCUGGAGUUUCAUCAGAACACGGGUAUUUACGUUACUUUGACGUAAACGACAAAGAUCAUCAUAUUUAUUUGAGUGAAAGGCGCGGGUUGCGCUGCAUAGAUUUCAUAGGAAAGUUGCAAUGGCUGUUUACGAAUGAUGAUUUCCCGGUGCAAGAUCGGGACAAACAAGGGCACGCAAUCGAAGAUGUUUGCUACCACAACGGAAAGAUUUUAGGAGCACGCUGGACUCUUAGUAAGAUAUUUCAGAUCUCCACCGAUGGCAAAUUUCUUCGGAAUAUAAUAACUGAUCAUCUUGAACAUCCUCGCGUGAUGUCCGUGCUAGGGAACAGACUUGUCGUGACCCAGUUCUAUCCUGUUAUGAAACCAGUUGACCGGAGGACUGUAAAAGUAUUUGAAAUGGAUAGUUAUGAUUAUUUGUGUUAAUGAAUUCAGACAGUAUUAGGAUAGUUUGGAGAAUCUGAAAUAAGAUGAUAAGUCUCUGAGGCGGGAAAAAUCUUGCACUUUUCAUUAUCUAUCAUUAUUAGACCCAGUCAAACCUAGUCUGAUAUUUUUGUUGUUUGCGCUCUAUGCUUUAUUAAUAUAUUUACAUAUUAAAUUUUAUUUCACUGUAAUAAAAGCAGUUUUAAGUGUU